Syngnathus acus (greater pipefish) is the source of this 5138-nucleotide messenger RNA. It is a transcript of the gene skic3, whose product is annotated as tetratricopeptide repeat domain 37. Gene Ontology annotation, cellular component: Ski complex. Gene Ontology annotation, molecular function: protein binding. Bases 297 to 4997 code for a protein of 1566 amino acids. The record is from RefSeq and is a predicted model, not a curated record. Lineage: Eukaryota; Metazoa; Chordata; Actinopteri; Syngnathiformes; Syngnathidae. The transcript has 40 exons.
CAAGUUGUCGAUGUAAACAGUGGGUGUCUCGAAUUUUUUAAAAUUCAUUUAUUCGGUCUUCGUCUGCACAUUAAACGAAUGAUUUGAAACACUUGCAGUUGACGCAAACAAUCGGUGUUUAAGAGUGUCACAAAAAGCUAACUAAAUGGAAAUAAUGCCUUUACUAUGCUAGUCCACUGUUGAGAUUCUGACAUCUCGGCUAUUCGGUGCUAAUUGUUGACAUUUUUUAACUCAAGUGCUAAUAACCUAUCUAGUACGUAUUAAUGACUUUCUGUCAAACAAGGUAACCAACUAUUAUGUCGAGCAAAGAAGUGAAAGCCGCCCUGAAGAGUGCUAAGGAGGCUCUAAAAAGCAAGGAGUUCAAAGAGGCGUUGAAACAUUGCAAGGCUGUUUUGAAGCUUGAAAAAAACAACUACAAUGCCUGGGUGUUCAUCGGCCUGGCUGCCGGUGAGCUGGAUCAACCUGAUCAGGCACAGACGGCCUACAAGAAGGCUGUGGAGCUGGAGCCGGAGCAGCUAUUGGCAUGGCAGGGCUUGAGUAAUUUAUACGAGAAGACGGAUCAGUGGGAUUUCAAAAUUGAGCUACCUAAUGUCUAUCAGAAGCUCGUCGACCUGUAUGCAAGCUCAGACAAAAACAAGUGUUACGAGGUGAUCGGAAAGCUACGAGAAAUACAUCAGUCUGACAAAGAGUAUUCCAAGUUAGCAAAGGUUUGGCUGCAAUUGAUUCAACUGAAGGAGGAUGACGGCGCAGACAAGCAAUCUUUACGACAGCUAUGGCAACAGAUGGCCCAGCUCCUGUCAAACUGCCUCGCUGACAAUGAGCAGGACGCCGAAACUCGGAAGCAUUUAAGCACAGCUUUGGAGAAGGCCUUGCUUCUGGUUGAGCCGACGCCUGGGGAAGAACACCGUAAGCUCUCGGUGGACUACAUCAAAUGUCUCUCCAAGCUGCCUGAAGAAGAGGAGAAAAUGAAGCGCGCGUGCGAGUCAAUGCUGUCUCUCUACCCAGCUCAAAGUUAUCCUCUUGAAGUUCUUUGUUCCCACUACCUCGAAAAAGGUGACUCGAGUGAGGAGGCUGACAGCUGCUUUUCGCGACUUCGCAAUUUGGCGCCGGAUAACGCUUGGUGUGAUUUGGGAUUUGGCAUGAAAGCUCUGCAAGAGGGCAGGUAUAAAGACGCCAUUAAAGACCUUGCGCAAGGAUUAAAGAAAAUUAAUUUCAACCCAGCGUGGUGCGGUUUGGCGGAGGCUCAACUCAAAGUACACAAAUACUCAGAUUGCUCUAAAUCGUGCGCCCAAGGUUUGACAGCGUGCGUGCCCGGAGACAAGGAACUGAGGAUCCGAUUGCUGAAGCUAAGGCUUGAAGCUUUGGUCGGGAGUGGAGAGGAGAAGGCUGCAGAACAAGCCUUGGAGACGUUUUCCUUGGUCCCCGAUGCUGACAAAGAUCCAUCACUAGUUGCUCUUAAGGGUCGUGCAUACCUUAACAAAGGAAAAGUAUCGGAGGCAAAAAAGGUGUCAUCACAGCUGACAGCCUCGAACCCCAACCUGGCCCAGGCCUCGGCGCUGACGGGACUGGCCCACUUAGCUGAGGACAACCAGCAGCUUGCAGAGCAAAGUUUCCUCAAGGCAGCGGCACAAAGCCCCGACUGCGCCGAGUAUUUUUUCUUGCUGGGCCGACUCUACUGGACCAUGGGAGAAGAGACCCGAAAAGACAGAAGCAAAGCGCAGUCACAUUUUCUCAAGGCUGCAAAGUUAGACCCGCACCUCGGUUGCGCGUUCCGCUACCUUGGCCAUUACUAUCGGGAGGUGGCCAACGACUCCGGCCGGGCACGCGGCUGCUAUAGGAAGGCCUUUGACUUGGACGAAGGUGAUACGGAAUCUGGCGCGGCUGCAGUUGAUCUCAGCAUGGCGCAAGAAGAUAUGGACACCGCCUUGGCAAUGCUCCAGUCAGUCAUCGAGAAGGCCACUCCAGGUUCUGCUAAAUGGGCCUGGAUGAGGCGAGGCCUUUAUUACUUAAAAGGUGGCCAGCAUCAACUGGCCAUUGCCGAUCUCCAAGCGGCUCUGAGAGCCGAUCCGGAGGACUGGGUGUGUUGGGAGUGUUUGGGUGAGGCCUACCUAAACCGCCAGAGUUUCACGGCAGCGCUGAAGGCCUUCGGGAAGGCCCACCUUCUUCAGCCUACCUCCAUCUACAGCGUCUACCAGGUAGCCGCCAUCAAGCAGACCCUAGGCAAGUUCCAAGAGGCCGUGGCGGAGUAUUUGCAGAUUACAACCCAGCACGACUACGUCCCGGCUCUUAAAGGUCUCGGUGAAUGCCAGCUGUCCCUGGCAAAAAGUUUAAUGGAGGACUGCAGAGAUGGUGGAGCCAUUGACAUGAUUGAGCAAGCCAUACAAAACCUUUUCAGAGCUGCCAAGCUACGAUCUGACUUGUCCUGCUUGUGGAAGCUGCUGGGAGAUGCCUGCACGGCUGUCAGCACAGUGUCCCUAAAGAGGGCUCGGGUUCAGAUGCCGGCAGCGCUUUCUGGCUCCGAUCCACAAGCUGAGGUCCACACGCUGAAUCAGGCCCAGACGCUCAGAGUCGGCGAAAGGUGUUACACUCGUGCCUUGAAGCUCAUGCCAGAAGUUGCCAGUCUGUGGUAUGAUCUGGGCCUUAAUUUCUAUCAUCAGGCUCGCCUGAGCUGUGAUGCAGAGGAGGAGCAAUCGUCACUACUCGAGAAAGCACAACAAUGUUUACGGAAGGCAAUUAUGAUGGAGAGCGGCAACCACAACUAUUGGAACGCUUUGGGAGUGAUCAACACAAGCAAAGGUGUGGAGAAUUUGGCCUUGUCUCAGCAUUGCUUCAUCAAGUCCAUUCAAGUGGAAGCAAACAAUGUCGUUGCCUGGACCAACCUUGGCACCUUGUAUCUGAAAAAGGACAAUAUCGAGCUCGCACAUGAGGCCUUCAAGGUUGCGCAAUCACUGGAGCCGAUGUAUGUCAACUGCUGGAUUGGACAGGCCCUGAUCGCAGAAAGAGUGGGAAGCUACGACACCAUGGAUCUUUUCCGACACACCACCGAGCUUAGCACACACACGGAGGGGGUGAAAGGUUACGCCCACUGGGUGUGUUCUACCUUGUUGGAUAAAAGCAAUCGAGACUCUGAACUGUACCGCUACAACAUAAUCCAGAUGAACGCCAUCUCUGCGGCCCAGGUGGCACUCAGCAAGUACACCGAACGGAUCCAGUCGGACGCGGAUGCUUUCAUCAUGCUGGGCUUCCUGGCCGAACAUCUGCAGCUGAAGAGACAAGCCGUCCAAGCUUAUCACAGAGCUGUUGAGCUGCUUCAGCCCACGUCCCUCACAGAGCAACUCUCAUUUGCUCGGAGCAACUACGCUCGUGCUUUGUGUGCUUGUGGCCAGUGGCAGGAGGCGGUCCAUGUUUUUAACACCACUCCGCUAGAGGAGCUCAGUGAUCUGUCAGGGCUGGCUCUGGCCUAUUGCAAGGCGGGACUCAUACCAGAGAGCAUCAGCACAUACGAGCGCGCCCUGGCUGUGUCCUCCAGUGAAAAGCAGACCGCGUACGUCUUGACAGCUCUCGCCUUGCUGCAGCACCAGCAAAGCAAUAUAGACUCCGCUAAGGCCUUGCUGUUCAAAUGCUCCAUGUUGAAGGAAACAGUACCGGAGUCCCUUCUAUGUUUAUGUGCCCUCGGAUUGGUCCGCAAUGAUACAACGUUAGCCGCCGCAGCCCGAACCGAGCUGCUCAAGCAAGGCUCGUCCUGUGCAAGUGUGAUCGAGCAACGCUGUCUUCUCACCUGCACCUUACUGGCGCUGCAGGGCAACUACAGUGCGGUGCAACGAGAGGCGUCCAGAGCUGUGCACAGCUAUCCGGGAAAUGCAUCGUUGUGGUCGCUAUUGUCCAAACUGGUACCCAAAUAUUACCCCAGGAAAGCAAAUGGUGGAGCGAUGGCUGGACACGUUGCUUGUCUCUCCAGUAUGACCCAGGGAAAGAGAGCACUGCUGUACAGCGGCAUCAACCAGUUGGCCUGUGGAAGACACUCUGGAGAGGAUGCUCACAGGAACGCUCUGAAGACCAUGCAGAGAGCCGUGCUGCUCUGUCCUGAUGAUCCAGCGGCGUGGGCAGGAUUAAUGGCUGCCUGUCACACAGAAAACACUUGCCGUUAUCUCUCUGGCUCAGAUGUACGUCGGCAAGGACUAGAGCAAACCCUCAUGUCGGUGGUUUCUGAGAAAGUGCGUUGCAUGGAGGAGAUAGAGCGCCCCCUAGCCCAGUCUCUGGAAACAUGGGUACUACAACAGGCAGUGAGUGGUCUCAUGCUGAGCGGACAACUUGAGCAAGCAGAAGCACUCUGCUCACAGGUGCUCAAAGUGUCUCCAGAACAUCCCGCAGUGAUCUUAUCCCUGACACAAGUCCAGUGCCAGCGCCUCCUUCAGGCCGGGGGUGCUACUUUGCUUUCAGAAUCCACCUUGGCCCAGCUCAACAGUGCAGUGAUGUUGAACCCCAACAAUAUUGCGGCGUGGCACUGGUUGGCCGGCGUGUACAUUAGCCAGGGUCUGCUCGUGCAGGCAGUCGUGGCUCUCAGACAGAGUUUGCAGCUCGCCUCCCAACUCGGCCUGCACAGCAGUCAAGUCGCCAGCCUGCUGCGUCUCGGCCUACUUGCCCUGAGGCCAACUAUGGCAGAUGUCCCCGGAAACGACUGGAAGGAUCUGGUCCUACAAGCUACGACAGAAGCCUUGAAGCUGAGCUCCUCCCCUGCGGCUCUCCUCUUCCAGGCGCUGCUUCAGUUUGUUACCAAGAUGGCUGCCAGGGAAACCCGGCGACUGUUGGAAAAGCUGGUCUACGGACCCGUUCAAGAAUUCUCUGCGACUGUGCCACAAGUGGCCAGCUGGUACCUGCUCAGACACCUGCAUUUCAAAAACGACGACCAACUAAUUAAUGUACUUUUGGAGCGCGCCAAAAUGAACGGGGAUCAUCGAUUGCUGGACUUUCAUUCACAGCUUAUUUCUUUGUCUUGAGUGUAUCGAGUGCGUCUUUAAAAAUGAGCUAAGGUUGCAUUCAGCAUGGCAGGAUUUAAGACCUCAAGCAACUCAAUAUCUUCAGUAUAGUUCACUGGCAUCUACAUUCAGAUGAAAUAAAGAUGGUCAACCUCGACCUCA